AAGUCGCACAGGUGAAAGGCCAUUUUCUUGCUCUGAGUGUGGGAAAUGUUGUUUAUUUGAAUCACGUCUUGUUAUACAUCAGCGAAGUCACACAGGUGAGAAGCCAUUUUCUUGCUCUGAGUGUGGGAAAUGUUUUGCACACAAAUCAGCUCUAGAUAGACACAACAGAAGUCACACCGGUGAGAAGCCAUUUUCUUGUUCUGAGUGUGGGAAAUGUUUUACACAAAAAUCACAUUUUAUGGACUAUUACCAGCAGUGCCAAAAAUCCCCAAGAAGUUCUGAGAUGCCAGAGAUGAGACAGGGUUGUGCUCUGAGAGUAGAUACAGAGUUUCCCUGUUCUAUAGAUGCCAAAUGUUUUACACAGUACACAAAGCUUAUUACCCAUCAGAGAGGUAAGGCAAGUGAGAGGCCAUUUCCAUGUUCUGAGUGUGGGAAAUGUUUUAUACGGAAAUCAGAUCAAUUUACACAUCAGAGAAGUGACACAGGUGAGAAACCAUAUUCCUGUUCUGAGUGUGGGAAAUGUUUUACAUACAAAACAACUGUUGAUGAACAUAAAAGAAAUCACACAGGUACAUCUCAAUUUCCAUGUUCUGAGUGUGGGAAAUAUUUUGCAUGGAAAUCAGAUCUUAUUACACAUCAGCGAAAUCUUAUUAAACAUGAGAGAAGUCACACAGGUGAGAAACCAUUUCCAUUCUCGAAAGUAUGA
Messenger RNA from Pseudophryne corroboree (corroboree frog), 706 nucleotides. Its product is annotated as oocyte zinc finger protein XlCOF19-like. NCBI's taxonomy places the organism in Eukaryota, Metazoa, Chordata, Amphibia, Anura, Myobatrachidae. The annotation marks the transcript as partial. The record is from RefSeq and is a predicted model, not a curated record. The transcript has 5 exons.